CACGUGACAGCAGUGCCGCUAGUGGACGGAAGCACACCUACACAAGAACCCAACGACCUGGAACCAGGGUCGGCGUUAGAGAGGCUGGAACGCUCCCUGACUCAAUUUUAAACGCCGUUAAGGUUCUUGAAACCCAAAAUGUGUCCCCUGAAAACAGCAGCGGGACGUUUAACACGGAGGAUUUUCACUCCAAUCACCCUCCACGCUCAUCUGCGCCCACAUGUCUUAUCAGCAGCGAACAGUCGUCUCUGCAGCUCCAAACAGGCGACGCAGCAGGACAGAACAGCAAAGAGCUCUACCUACAGACCAGAGGCCAGCUCCACGCACGACUGGAUCGGUCCACCCAGCCCGCUGUCAAACCUGCGGCCAAUUGUUUACCACAUCCCUAAAAAUGAAUCGACGCUGGAGAGACAACUGAGAAACUUGAGGCAGGAGACGGAGGACUGGAACCACGACUUCUGGACCAAGCAGAACAUCAGCUUCAGCAAGGAAAAAGAUGCUUUUGUCACUUCACAACUAAAGGCAAAAGGCUUAACUACGCAGGAUGAACAAGGACGCCAGCAGUCCCUGAGCAGUGAAGAAAUGGCCGUGUUUUAUAAAGGCUUCCUUGACAAGAACAGAACGCGACACGCUCAUUACAACAAGGAAUGGUACCGGCGGAACUUCACUAUCACCUUGCUCAUGGCCCGAGUCACACUGAAAAACAUGUGGAUGACUGUUACCAAUAAAUGCAGCAGCAGAAAAAACAGCACUACUUCUACAUCUUGAUAAGAAAUAAAAUUUUCACCCACUUUGUGUCUGUUUUUAUGCUCUAAAGCGUUUUAGCUUCGUUCUGAUUUUCACUGGUAUUUUAAUUGCCUAUAAUUAAAAUUCUAUUGCUUUGUCACUUUUAAUAUAUUGAUUAAAAACUGACAAUCUCCACCAGUUUUUUGGUCUUUGCUUGUUGCUUUUUAUUUUUUUACUCUAGUCAUAAAUCACAUGGAGCUUCUCAUUAUCAGGGCGUUCACCAGGAACAUCAAUAAUCUAAAUGGACCUAUUAAGGCUGUUCCUACCUGGCUGCACUUCAUUCAAAAACCAACAUACAGAGGAUGUGUUGCUGCAACACAAAGGUGUCUGAGCUUGAUAUACAAAGCAGAUUGGUGCAACAGUUUAUAAUCAAAUUCCUGUGUGUACUUGAUGCAGAUCAUUUCUUACUGUAUUAAUGCCACCUGAUUUUAAACAAAUAAAGUAUAUUAAUCAAGAUCGA
Messenger RNA from Betta splendens (Siamese fighting fish), 1246 nucleotides. Its product is annotated as cytochrome c oxidase assembly factor 8. The coding region runs from base 139 to 768 and encodes 209 amino acids. Lineage: Eukaryota; Metazoa; Chordata; Actinopteri; Anabantiformes; Osphronemidae. The record is from RefSeq and is a predicted model, not a curated record. The transcript has 5 exons. Gene Ontology annotation, biological process: intrinsic apoptotic signaling pathway. Gene Ontology annotation, cellular component: mitochondrion.